Molecule: messenger RNA, 2353 nt
Organism: Pantherophis guttatus
Lineage: Eukaryota; Metazoa; Chordata; Lepidosauria; Squamata; Colubridae
Source: RefSeq, a predicted model, not a curated record
GAGGACGGAGGAUGGCAGCGGAUGCAGGAAAGAGGCGCCGCCAGGAGGAGGAGGAGAGCGGGCCCCGCAGAGCAGCCCUGACCGGUCCUGGAACGGCUUCCCCGGGAGACAGCGGAGAAAGGCCGGGGGGCUCCGGGGCUGCAGGAGGGAUGAGCCCAGGAGGAGCCCAGGAAAGGCGGCUGCCUGGAGGGCGAUGCGGGGAGGAGGAAAUGGGCGGAGACCCCGAGAUGGGUCUGGAGGGCGGAGGCUCCUUCGGAAGACCCCCAAAGCCUCGAAGGAUCCAGGAGGAAGCAAAGGAACAUCCAUGCCCAGAAUGUGGAAAAUCCUUCAAAAGAAAUCAUCAUCUCCAAAGGCAUCUUAGCAUCCACUCAGGAAAAAAACCUCAUAAAUGCCUGGAGUGUGGAAAGAGCUUCCGUCAAAGGGAAAAUCUCCAUUCACAUCAAAGACUCCAUUUAGAAAACCAGUACCAAUGCUGGCAAUGUGAAAAAUCCUUCAAAACAAUUCAAAUCCUUGAAAAACAUGUAAGAAUCCAUUCGUUAGAGAAACCAUUUAAAUGCCUGGAGUGUGGAAAGAGCUUCCAUCAUUGGAGUAACUUCGAUAUACAUGAAAGAAUCCAUUCAGAAGAAAAAAAGUAUGAAUGCCCAAAAUGUAAAAAAUCCUUCAAAAGAAACGACCAUCUUCAAAGGCAUCUAAUAAUCCACUCGGUAGAAAAACCUCACAAAUGCCUGGAGUGUGGAAAGAGCUUCAGUCAGAGGGGACAUCUUUAUAGACAUCAAAGAGUCCAUUUACAAGAAGAGUAUGAAUGUGGGGAAUGUGAAAAAUCCUUCAAAACAAUUCAAAUCCUUGAAAAACAUCUAAGAAUCCACAAGCCAAAUAUAUGCCUGGAGUGUGGAAAGAGCUUCAGUCAAAGGGGAAGUCUUGAUAGCCAUCAAAGAAUCCACACAGGAGAAAAACCCUACAAAUGCCUGGAGUGUGGAAAGAGCUUUACUGAGGGUGGACACCUCCGUCGACAUCAAAGAGUCCACACAGGAGAAAAACCACAUAAAUGCCUUGAAUGUGGAAAGUGUUUCAGUAGGAGAGGAACUCUGUAUGGACAUAAAAUGAUUCACACAGGAGAAAAACCGCAUAAAUGUCUGCAGUGUGGAAAGAGCUUUAGUCAGAAAGGAACCCUUGACGGACAUCAAAGAAUCCACUCAGGAGAAAAACCCUACAAAUGCCUGGAGUGUGGAAAGAGCUUUAUUGAGCGUAGUAGCCUCCGUUGACACCAAAGUGUCCACACAGGAGAAAAACCACAUAAAUGCCUCAAAUGUGGAAAGUGUUUCAGUCGGAGAGGACACCUUAAAAGACAUCAAAAAAUCCACUCAUGGGGAGAAAAACCACAUUAAUACCUGGAGUGUGGAAAGAGCUAUAUUCAGUGUAGGGGCCUCCAUCGAUUCAUGCGGGAGAAAAAUUAUAAACAUGAGUGUGAAAAACCUUCAGUCCCAGAGUGUAUCUCAGGAAUUGAAUUGAAUUGCGCAUUAAAUCUGGCCAAGUGUGAAUAGGCACACUAGGAAUUUGUCUUAAGCUCUCAGUGUACAUACAAAGCAACAGAAUAAUGAUAUUCAUGAUAAUUAUAAUAAUUCCAAUAUGAGGGCGGAGUAAAGAAGAUAUUAAGAAGGGUAAAUAAUAACUGCCAAAUAAGGGACUUUCCCAGGCUGAAUAAUAAAGGGCUUUUUCAAUUGUACAUACGAAAUGUUUUAACUGGCUGAAAUUGUACUUUUUCACAACAGACUUUCCUGACUCAUGAUGCCAUUUCCCAUCUGGACGUUCUUUUAAUGCAAGGCUCAUUAUUGUAAUAUGGGAUGUUACUGUCCAUGUCUCUGAUGUAGCUGUAACUGAGCAAGAUGAUUUCUUCCAGGGUGGAUUUCAUUUAAAUCAGGUUGAUUUAAAUCACGAUUUAAUUUAUUAUGUAAAUCACUAGCAAAAAGGCCCAUGGUUACUGUGAAAUUGUGUGAAUGUAUCAGUGCAGUGCAUGUUAUCUCAGCUUGCAGAGCUUGGAUUCAUCGAAUGAGUUUCCCAGAAAUUUAAAUAUUGCAGAAAAUACCCCUUCAUGCUUCAUAACUAAGCUCCAUUUCAUGCUGAAUAAACUAGAUUGUUAAUACAUCUUAAAUAUAGAACCAUCUUUAGAUAGAUUUUUACAUCAAAAGCAUUUUAUUGAAAUGAAUUUGCUAAAAAUAAAAAACCGAUUUCAAUAAAAAAAAUCUAUUUUUUUUUAAAUUAAAUUGAUUUCUAUCCACUGAUUUCUUCUAAGCAAUCAACUGUUGUUUUGUACUUUUUCUACUGUUUGGAGUAUAAAAUGAAACCUGAUUCUGUG